This is a messenger RNA of Musca domestica (house fly), 2844 nucleotides long. RefSeq names its product programmed cell death protein 4 (gene Pdcd4). The coding region runs from base 1229 to 2710 and encodes 493 amino acids. The record is from RefSeq and is a predicted model, not a curated record. NCBI's taxonomy places the organism in Eukaryota, Metazoa, Arthropoda, Insecta, Diptera, Muscidae. Gene Ontology annotation, cellular component: nucleus; cytosol. The transcript is spliced from 5 exons. Gene Ontology annotation, biological process: negative regulation of DNA-templated transcription.
UUACCUCGACUGCAUUUACCAAUUCAAAUUAUAUCGGACUUUCAAGCUGAAAAGUUGUGAAAAGCGGUUCUUGGAAAGCUAACAGGCCUAGAAAAGCCAAUUAAAAUCUCCCAAAAAAUAUCUAUAGAUUGUGAAAGAAAUAAUAAAAGAAUAAUUUGAAAAAAACUGAAAGAAAAUAAACAGUGAAUACUAGAAGCAAAUUUUUUGCUUCUUUUUAACAAUUUCUUAUUGUUAAAAAAAACAAUAACAACAGUGUCUACAAAACCACAAAUUUUGCCGACAAGUGAAUAUUAUUUUGCAAAAGAAGAAAAGUUCUUUAAAAUAUAAAGAACUGCGAAGCAUAAAAAAAAAGGCAAAUAAAGUGCUGUUCUUUUGCUGCAUUUAUCUUCAUUUCCUGUUCUCCUCUUUUUGUGAACACUAAAAACAACAACACAAACGAAAUCUUCUCCAAUAAGACUUUCCAGUAUUGUUCCAGAGAGUGUGUGUAUGUUGCUUGAAUAUAUACGGCAAAUCAAAGAAUAACAACAAACAUUGUUGCGUGCGAAAUAUUGUGUGUUUGUAUCAAAAGAAGAAGCAAGGCAAAGCAAAAGUAACAUAAUAAAAACAAACAAAAAGGGACUUGCAAUAAAAAACGGAAGGUAGACAGUAAAAACAACAACAGCAAGAAGAAGAAAAGUGCAUUAAUUUUUUGCUAUACAAGCAAAAUAAGAACAACAACAAAGAACUUUGUUAAGUUUGACAAACAACCGGUUCGUUCGGUUCUCUUGUCCCUCUCUCACAUCAUCAUAUAUCUCACAAUUGCCAAAUACACAAAUUGUUUGUCAUUGUUUGGUGGACUUGAAUGCAUUUUGCAAUUAAAGUGAAAAGACUUGCAUAAACACGCACAACUGAACAACGGCAGAUAGAGACAUCGAGAAAGCUGUUCCUACAGUUUUAAGCACCUACAUCUCCUGAAUCAUUCCAGUCACCGUCAGCAAGAAAUAAACCUUUGUAAGCCAAGUAGCACAAAAGCUCUUGUCACGCCAUAUAACACCAAGGAAACACAAGUAUCAAGCGCACCUGUUGAUCCAAGUACAAGCCACAUUCGCAUCAAACGGACGGUCUUUCUGCUACUCUGGCAUAACAUAAACUAAAACGAAAAAACAGAUCCACCCACCAGUUAACAAAACAACCACCACUACCUUUUAGAAAAAGAAAUAAAACAAAAAAACACACCCGACACAACACAAUGGAAGUUGAGGCAGCACGUCAAAAUGGCUAUGCCAGUGCUGAGUCACGUGAAAGCUCCGUAGAACGUGAGCUUAACGGUGACAUCAAGGCAGUGGAAAUUAACGGCACCGCUGCCGCCAUCGCUCAUUCUCCCAAAGGCCAAAAUGGCAUUAUCAAAAAGCCACACAAUGUCUCGGCCGAUGCCCAUGAUCAACGCAUCAAGCGCAAGGGCAAACGUCUCAUCCAGCGACAAAAUAGUCGCGGUGAAAGUGGCAGCAGCAGCAAUGGCGGUGCCAUUGGUGGUAUACCCAUUGUCAUGAAUGGCAGUGCCAAAGAUUAUGUUGUACCUCAACGUCGUUGGAAGAACAGUCGUCGUUCCCGAUCGGGCUAUGGUCGUGGCCUACCGAAAAAAGGUGGUGCCGGCGGCAAGGGUGUCUGGGGUCUGCCCGGUUCCGAGGCCCUCGAAGAACUGUACGAAGAUGAAAAUGAUCCCAACUACGACAGUGAGACCAAUGAUCAAAAUAUUGUAUUAAGUGAAGUCAUUCCGGAGCUAACUCCUGAAGAGUUUUUCAAAUUGGCCGAGCCCAUUGUCUUGGAAUACUACGAGCAUGGUGAUACCCAUGAAGUGGCUGUUAAUUUCGAUGAAAUCUUAACGGGUAAUUUGCGUCCAUAUGUUACUAGUGUUAUAGUUGAGAUAGCGUUGGAUCACAAAGAUUCGCAGCGUGAAAUGACAUCGGUAUUGAUAUCCGAUUUAUAUGGUCGUGUUAUAACGGCCAAAGAUAUUGAAAAAGGUUUCGAAAUAUUAUUGGCAAAUUUGCCAGAUUUAACACUGGAUACACCAGAUGCACCAAAUUUGUUAGGCAACUUCUUAGCUCGUGCCGUUGCCGAUGAUUGUCUGCCCCCGAAAUUUGUCACCAAACCAUCGGAACAUGGUGAGCUUAACGAUCAUGCCAUGACGGCAAUACGCCGUGCCGAUACUCUACUACACAUGAAACAGGGUUGGGCCCAUUUGGACAAUGUCUGGGGCAUGGGUGGGCCACUGCGACCCGUCAAGACCAUAACAAAACAAAUGACAUUGCUGCUGAAGGAGUAUUUGUCAUCGCGUGACAUACAAGAGGCUCAUCAUUGCCUGCGUGCCCUUGAAGUUCCACAUUUCCAUCACGAACUUGUCUACGAGGCGGUGGUAAUGACUCUCGAAUCGUUGUCACAGACCACCGAGGAGGCAAUGUGCGAGCUGUUGGCAUCAUUGGAUAAAGCUUGUUUGGUACUUCCAGCUGGCAUGGAACAGGGUUUCCUACGAGUUUUUGAUGAUAUGGCUGACAUUGUCUUGGAUGUGCCACUUGCUUAUAUAAUAUUAGAUCGUUUUGUGGAACGUUGCAAUCGUGCUGGUUUUAUAACUGAUAAGAUAUUAAAUAAUAUGCCCUCUAGAGGACGUAAACGUUUUGUCUCCGAAGGAGACGGUGGCCUUAUUAAGCCUCCAACUCUUCCACUGCGUGACUAAAUUCGUUAUUUUCCAUUUCUCCAAUUUUACUACGUACAUACAUCCGAAUAUAUUAAAAUAACAUUUUCAAAAAGGAAUGCAAAAAACUAAUAAAUAACAACAACAAAAAAACCACGUAAAUAAGAUUCACAAAA